This is a messenger RNA of Cyprinodon variegatus (sheepshead minnow), 5578 nucleotides long. It is a transcript of the gene kmt2e, whose product is annotated as lysine (K)-specific methyltransferase 2E. Gene Ontology annotation, molecular function: protein binding. The record is from RefSeq and is a predicted model, not a curated record. The transcript has 27 exons. Bases 950 to 5578 code for a protein of 1542 amino acids. Lineage: Eukaryota; Metazoa; Chordata; Actinopteri; Cyprinodontiformes; Cyprinodontidae.
UAUUAAGCCUUAAUCAACUCUUUGAUGUCGUAUUAUUAUAUAUAUUAUUCUGCAAUAUUUGACAUAAUUGUACAAAAAUCUCCAAAUAUAAGGAAAACACAAAUUCUAACAUGCGAAGAUUAAAAAAUAUAUAUAUAUUUUGCAAAACUGUUGCACGUUGGAUAUUUUAUAUAAAUAAAUGCGGGGUAACAAGAGCGGAUUUCUUUUGCGACGACUCGUUCUCGUGAACGCGCAUGGAGACCGAUCACGGCGCCCCUGUCAAUCGGGGAGUGUAGCCCCGCGGAAUGUGGGGGCGGGGCCCUUUCGUCGGGGAGGCGGGGUCUCGGGAGUCCUGGUAGGGCCGCCAUUUUUUGCACAGGGAAAAGAGACUGGUUUUGAAGGGAUCUAAUUUCUAAAAGUCGCCGUUGACUGGGGCUCUAAGGCUUUUUCUAACGGUUUCGGAACAAAUCCUCGUAACAUCUGAGCUCCCAGCCUGUACGAACUCGUGCGUAUUUUCUUUAGAAACAAGGAAAGGAACCUUUAGAGAACACGUCCGAAUACAAACAUUUUAAACCUAGGCUAGGAAUCCGCAGUGUGUGUUCUGAAGUAUUGUUUUGGUUGUGGAAGCUGCGACUGGGGUCUCACCCAGGUCCCCAUAUUCGCUAUUCAUAGCCUCCAGAGUGGAUUUAGAAAGAUACACCUCACCAUGUGGGAUUAACUGGUAGCCGUUCCCUGGUCUCUGGUGGUCUCACAUGAGUGGUGUCCAGACCGCAGGGACCCAAAGAGAAAGCUGAAUGGCCCAGGAGCCCGGCUCGGUCACAUGGCAUCCCAGCUGGGAAGAGGAGCUGGGGCUCAGGCCUUGUGGAUGCACUUAGAUGUCUGCAAUGACUGCUGUGGCUGGCAUGCCUCAGUGUUUCGGACUCCCUUUCUCUGGACUCAGUAGGACAAGAACUGAUCAGCAGAGAACGUCAUGAGCAUAGUCAUCCCAGUAGGGGUGGACACAGCAGACACCUCAUACCUGGACAUGGCUGCAGGCUCAGACAGACCUGAAUCAGUGGAGGCCAGCCCUGUGGUGGUGGAAAAGUCCAGCUACCCACACCAGAUUUACAGCAGCACUUCUCACCAUUCCCACAGUUACAUCGGCCUGCCUUACGCUGAUCACAAUUAUGGGGCGCGGCCCCCACCUACGCCGCCAGCCUCCCCCCCACCCUCCAUGUUGAUCCGACAGGGAGAGGUGGUACCCUUUGGUUCAGGGCCCCAGGAUGAAGCGUCCCGGGGCACCACGCUCAGCACGUCUGAGGACAGCAGCUAUGGGACCGACAUCACCCGUUGCAUCUGUGGCUUCACCCACGACGACGGUUACAUGAUCUGCUGUGACAAGUGCAGCGCCUGGCAACACAUAGACUGCAUGGGUAUCGACAGGCAGAACAUUCCUGAGACCUAUUUGUGCGAACGGUGCCAACCGCGACAUCUGGACAGAGAGAGUGCCAUCCUGCUUCAGACCAGGAAAAGAGAAUGUUUAUCUGACGGGGACACCAGUGCGACAGAGAGUGGAGAUGAAGUUCCACUAGAGCUCUAUUCCACCUUUCAACACACGCCCACCACCAUCACGCUGACAACCGGGCGGCUCGGCAAUAAACCGGCCGAGAAGAAGCGGAAAAAGAGCGGUGAAAAAGACUCGCCGGCAUCUUCCGCUCGCGCUAAGAAGGCAUUCAGAGAGGGGUCCAGGAAGUCCUCUAGAGUGAAGGGUGCCGCUCCAGACACGGAGCCGGUGGAGCACCCUUCUAUGUGGGAGAGUAAAAUCAAGACGUGGAUGGAGCGCUAUGAAGAGGCCAGCAGCAAUCAGUACAGUGAGGACGUUCAGGUCCUGCUGCGUGUCAAAGAGCAAGGCGACGGCAAGAACCUGGCGUACAACACUCACCCGGCCUCUUUCAAACCCCCGGUGGAGAGUCAAGUUCAGAAGAACAAGAAGAUCCUGAAAGCCGUGCGGGACCUGCCCCCAGACUCCCUGAUCAUCGAGUACAGGGGAAAGUUCAUGCUUCGACAGCAGUUUGAGGCCAACGGUUACUUUUUCAAGAGGCCUUACCCGUUUGUCUUGUUUUAUUCCAAAUUCGACGGAGUGGAGAUGUGCGUCGACGCUCGCAGCUUCGGCAACGAAGCUCGUUUCAUCCGUCGUUCCUGCACCCCCAACUCCGAAGUCCGGCAUGUCAUCGAGGACGGCAUGCUGCAUUUAUACAUCUAUUCCCUGAGGCCCAUCUCCAAAGGCACAGAAAUCACCAUCGGUUUCGAUUUCGAUUACGGCAGCUGUAAAUAUAAGGUGGACUGUGCCUGUGUGAAGGGGAACCAGGAGUGCCCGGUGCUGAAGCACAACCAGGAGCCCACCGAGAACCUAAGUUCUGGAGGUCGGCGCAGGGGCAGCCGUAAGGACAAGGAGUCUGUCCGCGACGACCAAGGCCAGAACCAGAAUGUGGCUUUGGACGGCGAGGGGAAGGGGAAGAGCAUAGGCGACGGCAAACAGAGGAAACUCUCCCCGCUGAGACUCUCCAUCUCAAACAACCAGGAUCCUGAGUUAUUUGAGGAUUUAGAAGACAAAACAUCCGUUAGCAAUGAAGUAGAGAUGGAGUCAGAGGAGCAGAUUGCAGAGAGGAGGAGGAAGAUGGCCAACCCAGCCGAGCAGUCCCAUCUACCUGUCGGGGCGGCUUCAAGCUGGAAGGGGCCAAAACUCAAAGAGACACGAGAGGAGAGGAAGAUGGAGGCCAUCCUGCAGGCCUUUGCGAGGAUGGAGAAGAGGGAGAAACGCAGGGAGCAGGCCUUGGAGCGAAUCGGUAGCGUAAAGUCGGAGGUAGGAGGCCGCAGCGACAUCAAAGAGGAGCCUCCGGCUACGCCAGAGACGGUAGAGUCUCCGUCUGUCAUGCAGCCGCCUCUUGAAAUAAAGGAGGAGCCCGGACUCAAACCAGCCAAGGUGAAAACUUCACGGAACAGGAAGAGCUUCUCCAGGAGCAGGACUCACAUUGGACAGCAGCGGCGGCGGGCUCGUACCAUCAGCACUUGUUCGGACCUGACGCCCAGCUCUCCAGCUGAGCCCGCGGAGCCUCCGGCCAGUGAGACGCCAGAAAGAGAGACGCCCUGUGCGCCGGAGCCUGAGGCGAUCCCCUCGCACGUCCCUGAGAGCAGCCCUCCUCAGAGCAGCUCGCCGGCGCCGGAGAGAGUCCGCACAGGAAGCAAGAGCUACAAAACUAAAAAGCACUUUGUGAGCGAGUGGGUGGGAGAGAAGCAGCAGGACCGCGGCGCCGUACGAACGCCAGAACCGGUCCCAGACAGGCCGCUGAGAAUAAGCAGCGACCCUGAAGUGCUCGCCACGCAGCUUAACGCCUUACCAGGCAUGACCUGCUCCUCGCAGAUCUACAGCACGCCCAAACACUACGUCCGCUUCUCCUCGCCGUUCCUGGCCAACCGCAGCCCCACCACGCCCGGCGUGCCCACCGGGAGGAGGCGCUCCAGGGAGCUGCCAGAAACGCCGCCGACCAGCGGCUCCUGUAAAAAGCGGUGGUUGAAACAGGCUCUGGAGGAGGAGGGCUCCACCAGCCCUGCCAGACGACCCAGCCUGUUUCUGCCCGGCGACGGACCGCUCAGCCCGUCCAUCAACGGAGACUCGGACAGUCCGCUGCUCUACAACGGCACCUGCUCGCUACCAGAGUUGCCCACUCCUUUGAAAAAGCGACGGUUGAACCCGUUGGACGCCUGCAUUUCAGAAGGCUCCACGCCCUACGCCUCCCCCUGUGCCACGCCCACCCGAGCGGACCACUCGGAGACUCCCACAGCACCCAGCGUGCUGAGCACGCCGCCUCGACCCCGAACAGAAGAACCCAGCUCAGAGCCGUCGUCCAAUACUACCCCGACACACGCACUUAACGCCCCUCAGGAGACUGAAUCUUCAGAGGAGAACUCGCCAGAGGUCGGUCAGAAACCUUCGGUGCAAGAGGCUGAUCGUCCUCCUUCGCUCGUCUCCUCGCCGUGUGUCCGGCCUCCCAUUUCAGACGGACUCUCUUCAGAAGUCAAAGUCUCUGUUCCAGAGAGCCCACAGCUCCCAGCUCCUGAGCCAGCGGACUGUGGAGAGGAAAGGACAGACGGUGGGACUGCAGAAGGAGCAAGCGAGGCUCCCUUAUCUGCAGAAACCUGCACUUCCUCUUUUUCGGGCUGGAUAAAAAGCCCAGACAGAGGCCUGACUGGACCAGCUGGUCUGAACUUCUCCCCAGUCAACUCGAACUUACGGGACCUCACCCCGUCUCACACUCUGGAGCCUCUUGCCGCUCCUUUCAGGCCGGAGCCUGCAGCUGGGUCUGCGGCGGGGUCUGCAGCAGGAACGGGCUCUCAGGCGCCGUUCAGCGAGGCGCAGGGACAGCUGUUCUACUCCGGCCCUGAAGAGGGCAGCUCGCUUGUCCUCUCCCGUUCACUGAAUGGGGACGGCGAGGGAGGAGGUUCUGCGCAGAACCCACCUCAGAGGAAAAAGGUGUCUUUGCUCGAGUACCGGAAGCGUCAGCGAGAAGCGCGGCGCAGCGGGUCCAAGACUGAAUGCAGCUCUCCCGUGUCCACCGUGCCGCCUUUGAGCGUGGACGCUUUCCCCGUGGCUCUGGAGACGACCAGCGAGCCUUCUCUACCUCCUGCUCCAUCUAACCCCGCCCCCAUUAUAAAGGAGCCGCAGGGCGGCGAGGAGACGGAGGCCUCAGCGGACAGGGAGGGAGGAGACGGGCAGUGGACGUCGUCCACCUCGGUAGAGCAGGCCAGAGAGCGCAGCUACCACCGAGCGCUUCUGCUCAGCAAAGAUAAAGACGCAGACGGUGAGACGGACGGUGGGGACACGCCGGCGCUAAGAGAGUGUGCGUCUCCGUGUCUCCAGAAAACGCCGACCCAAACGCCCUGCUCCCCCGGCCCGCAGCCGCAGCCUUCCGGUCGCCCGGCGAAGGACGAAGACGGCGACGUUCAGCCCUGGAUGGCGAAUCCAAACAACAAGCCGGCCGGAUCCAAGCCGGCUCCUCUGACCCCGACGAAGCUGCACCCCGCCGCCCCCCUGCCCUCCUCCCCCGUCCACUACCCAGGCUCCUCCCUCCUCCACUCCCCCAAGCCGCAGCCUCAGGGCUCGCCGUUCCGCGGCCAGAGGGCGCUGUUCUCCAACCAGCCUCCGUCGCAGCCCCAGCCCCAGGCUGGACCUGCCCCCUUCCCCCCCUACACCACACAGGGUGCUCCUCCUCCUCCACCCCCGCCGCCCCCGGCCCCACCCGUCUCCACCGCCUACUUCCCCAACCAGAGCCCCUCCCCCACCGUCCCCUUCCCCGGGUUUAAACCCGCCGUCGCCCCGUCUUACCCCACCGGGUCUCAGCCCCUGAUGCAGACUCUCCCCCACAGCGUUCACUAUCAGAGCUCGGCGGCCCCGCCCCCUCCUCCCCAAUCCGGACUGCCUCCUCCUCCCCCGCCUCCCCCACAGCAGCCUCAACAAGGCCCGGCUCAGGCCGCCAACCAGAUGCCUCCCGGGACCCGCGGAGCUCCUGCGUCCUCGAACUCCUUCCACGGCUCGGGUUACCUGAGCACCGGGUGGCACUGA